Mesorhabditis belari is the source of this 258-nucleotide messenger RNA. NCBI's taxonomy places the organism in Eukaryota, Metazoa, Nematoda, Chromadorea, Rhabditida, Rhabditidae. The record is from the annotation of a GenBank genome assembly.
AUGGAAACAAUUUCUAGUCCACACUGGACAACAGUUUUUGCUUUCUUUUUCUUCACGUUUUUCCUCGUCUGCCAGGUAUUGGCCUCAAUCUUCACGGUGCUCGCUCACAAAAGAAGUCUUGCUCAUUAUCUCAUACCACGAUUGAUUCUUUGCGCAGGUCUUUUCAUUUGCUCGACAAUCGCUUUCAUCGUUAUGCUGAUCUAUUUCAUGGGUGGAGAACAUAAGAUGAACGAAGCUGUUUUCAAGUUACAUGACGUA